AGUAGCUCAAAAUUAAAGUUUGCACCAAGUACGAGAACAAAAGGGAUAUCUGAUGAAAAUUGCAUGAUGCCGGAAGAAAUUGAAAAGAAAUUGAAUUUAAAUUGUGUCACCGAUGGCAUUAUGAAAAAAGCCAAUAAUAAUGAUAAAAGUUCUGCUGCAACAGAAAAACAAUCUUCGACGAAGAAAAUGCUCGACGACGAUGCAAACCGGAUAAAAAGUGUCAUUCGAAAAUCAAAUUUCAGCAAAUCCAAUAACGAUUUAUCACCUCGUCGAUUAACAAACCGCCAGGCGUCUCCUCAUCCAAUACGUAACAGUUUCGGCGAAUUCCGGAAUCGCACGAGCGAAGAAGAUGACGAUGACACCAACAAAAGUAAUGUUUAUAAACGACUUAAUCGGCAUCGGCGACGUACAAAGCAACGUAAUAAUUUGAUGAAUUCGUCAUCGCAAAAUUUUAGCAGUACGGAGGAAGAAGACAGCGACAUUGAUGAAUUUGUGGAAAAAAUGGGUACAAAGGCACAACAAUUGCGUUUGCAACGACCGGAACGGGGUAAAAAGCGCAGACAACAAAACAUCAUUGACAAAAAUCAUCAGGAGGCGACGACGGCAGCAAAUACGGAAAAGAUUAAUGAAAAGCAAACGUUUGAAACAGGAGUAGUCGAUACAGGAAAACGGAAAAUCCCUUAUUCGUUGGAAGGGUUAGGGAAGCUUUACAAUGAUGAUGUUAUUCUCCAACUCGUGCAACAACUGACAUCGUUAAACAACAAGGAACAACAAUUACCGGUGUCUUAUCGUACAAAAGAUAAAAUAUCCGAGUAUCAAUUACAAUUCCGAGAAAAGAGUCCCCGCAGGCUAACGACUGACGAUGACACGAGUUUCAAACAAAACGAAUUUCCCGAAAACGGAUUAAAUUUAACGGAACUCAACAAUAACAAACCUCAUGCUGUAAAUCAUAAUUUGUGUGAAAAUGGAAAAGUAGACGACGACGUUAAAGGUGACGAAGAAGAAGAAAUGGGUUCAAAUGUGUCGCGUUACUCUGAAAAGGGAUUGUCAGGUAGACGAGCGCAUUCGUCGGGCAACUUGUUCAGCGGAAACAGCAAUGCCAACAACACGCCGUCAAAAAAGGCGCAAAAUAAAAAGUUCAAGAAGAAAAACAAUGUAGCAGCGGAUGAUUUGUCGGAUAUCACAAGUAUCGCAAGUACGACAAUCGCUGUUCCGGGCGGCGGCGGACAACAAGGAGGCGGCAACGGAUACGAUAAUGCAUCAUUUACAGAUCCGUGUAUUGUGAAUGACAUUAGUUUGCAACAAUUGUAUUCGCCUUACAAUAGCAGCAGGACGAGGCAACAGAAACAAACGUAUCAUGGAAGUUUGCCGAAUCAUCUCGACGAUGCGGAUGACGAUGUAGUCGAUGGCGUCAUUGAGCAACAGAGAGCGUUUCAAAACAACAACAACAAAUCCUGCAUGGUAGAUGGCAGUCGGUACGGGAUGAACAUUGACUCGCCCAUGAUUGAACAAACGUCGACAGAUGCAUAUUUGAUGCAGUAUCAAAAUCCAAACAUAUCGCAGCAAAAAUAUCAAAUCCAAAGUUCGCCGUAUAAUGGGUCAAAUAGCACGUUUCGAGGCAGUAGUCAGCAAGAUAACCAAAGCAAUGCUUCGACGCAGCAGCAGCAGCAACAACAACACCCGAUGCUCCAUUUGCCAUUAAUUAACAGAAAUAAUGAUGCGACCUAUGAUCCGGGAUAUGGGAGCGAACGAUCGCCCGAAGAUGAAGUGCCGCCUUUGUUGCCGCAGAUGAUGCAAAAUUUGGCAAUUACGGAUGAGACGACGACGACUUUGCCUUCGUAUCUGGAUUAUCAGCAAUUGCAUCGUUAUGAAUUUAUUACCAAAGAUUCAAUUUUCUCCGUUCACAUCGUAAAAGGCCCUCGCGGUUUAGGCUUAUCCGUAUCUGGCGGAACAGAUUCUACUGCUCCUUUUCCCGGAUUGAUCCGCAUUAAGCGACUUUUUCCUCAUCAAGCUGCUUGGUCAAUUGGUGUCUUGAAGCAAGGCGACAUAAUUUUAGCUGUAAAUGGGGUUCAACUCACUGGAUUAACAAAUUAUGAAGCCCUUGAAGUCCUUCGAACGACACCCGACGAGGUUUUCAUGAUAAUUUGUCGUCCCAGCGACGAACGUUACCGAAAAUUGUCGCCUCCAGCUGAACCUCCGAUGCCUCCAAUUCGAUCGCAUGGCGUCUUGGAUCAUUUUAAUAAUUCGUUCAGCGGCGAAUUCGAGCUGAUUUUGACAAAGCAACAGGGAUCUCUUGGAUUUACGUUGCGAAAAGAGGAUGAAAAUGUGCUCGGGCAUUGCGUUCGUGCUUUGGUUCGUGAGCCUGCGUUAUCGGAUGGGCGCAUAAAACCCGGAGAUAAAAUUCUCGCGGUGAACGAUAUCCCGAUAAGUAACAUGAGUCACGAGCAAGCUGUGAUAUUUUUGCGUCAAGCACCGGAUACGGUUAAGCUUCGUCUCUUUCGUGAUGACACUUUGACGCCUCUUUCUGCCGUUUCGCCCACAGAAAUCGAGAGGAAAGCUUUGAAUAUGUCUUCAAACAGCAAAAAAGUCGUUUUGCGGCCCGAAGCGAUCAAUUUGCUGACAGAUAUCGCGUAUCGGAAGCAAAAUUCGGGCGGCGACGAUUCAACAAGUUCCUCCGUAAAGUCUUCUAGUCCUUCAAGGCGUCUCAAAAGAGCUCACAAAAGUCCCCAUUCGUCGACUUCGGGCUCCCAAGGGUCCUCGAGCAACACUUUUAUGCAGCAAAGCGGCACCGAAAGCGACACCUCGACUGUCGUAAGUCACGACACGAACAAUUCUUGCCGCGUUCAACAAGUUUCGUCGCACAGUUCGAUCAGUUAUUGCAACAACGGACUAAUUUCGGAGCCAGAAAACGAAGGAGAAGAAGAAUUUUACAACGAAGAUGAACUUUUGUCGAUGGUCGAUGAUGAAAGUUAUUACGGCGAACGUCCCGGGCGCCCAAAUUAUCUGGAUCUCACGCAACCCGGAAGUACUCCGACCGGAUUAAAAAAGCCCCAAUUCUCGAUCGCCAAAGCAAAUGCCUAUGAACUCAACAAUUUGGACAAUGAUGUGUUAGAUGCGCCCACAAUUUAUACUCUGAAUCCGAGUUCGGAGCAAAUUGGCGACGAUUUUACGAGUUUGCCGUGCGAAACGCUCCUCGUUGAGUGCAAAAAUAAAAAAGACUUGGAAUAUGUGUCGAAAUUCACGCGAGGGCAUCCGAUGUAUCAGUCGCAACAAUCGACGACGAAUGAAAAUGGCUCGAAUGGGUUGUUGAAAUGGAAAGGCGCGAUGUUGGCAGGCGAUGCGGAACAAGAUGAGAGAGAAGAAAUGGCAAAAACGCCAAAUAGUGAGUCGAUUUGUGAUGUUACGGUUAUCUCGCAGCAUGAAUUGUCACGGAGCUCAAGUAAUCAAUCCAUCAUUGACAGUGAAGGAAAUCAGUUAAUCACUGUCGAACUAAAUCGCGGAUGGAACAGUCGUUUGGGCUUCAGCGUGACAAAAGAUGGCGGUCAUAUCUACAUUAGCGCCGUUUAUGCUGACAGUGUUGCUGCACGUGAUGGAAGAUUGCGCAAAAAUGACAGAAUCUUAACCGUGAACGAUGAAUCCGUCGAUGGCAAAGAAAAGCACGAAGUAAUUGACUUGUUACGAACGAUCAGGGGAGCAAUUGUGAUCACAGUAGCGCGCAAAUUUAACGCAAACAACAACAACGGAGCGCCCGUGCAUUAUGACGUUGGAUGCGAAACAGAAGGAGAGAAUUAAAUGCCGUCCAAAAAAAAAACAAUUUCUUUAGUUUUAAGUAGCAAAAAUUAAUAAAUUAUUCGAAUGUUAGUCAUUUUUCUACUUGUUAGUCAAAAAAGUAAAAAAAAAAUAAUUGUUAAAACAAUCAAUUGUAAUAAAAUUAAAUAAAUGUAAGAAUAAAUUGUAAUUUGUUCUGUAAGGAGCGACGAAACCAAAUCAAAUUUCCAUGAA
Molecule: messenger RNA, 4002 nt
Organism: Culicoides brevitarsis
Lineage: Eukaryota; Metazoa; Arthropoda; Insecta; Diptera; Ceratopogonidae
Product: tyrosine-protein phosphatase non-receptor type 13-like
Exons: 8
Coding region: 64-3792 (1242 amino acids)
Biological process (GO): cell-cell adhesion; embryo development; receptor localization to synapse
Cellular component (GO): basolateral plasma membrane; postsynaptic density membrane; neuromuscular junction
Molecular function (GO): protein binding
Source: RefSeq, a predicted model, not a curated record